Rhipicephalus sanguineus (brown dog tick) is the source of this 2020-nucleotide messenger RNA. RefSeq lists its product as uncharacterized. The transcript has 10 exons. Bases 568 to 1944 code for a protein of 458 amino acids. Gene Ontology annotation, molecular function: protein binding. NCBI's taxonomy places the organism in Eukaryota, Metazoa, Arthropoda, Arachnida, Ixodida, Ixodidae. The record is from RefSeq and is a predicted model, not a curated record. Gene Ontology annotation, biological process: cytoskeleton organization.
ACUACAGCUGCUAGUUACACGCGCACAUGUGCGUUAUGACAUCGCGGAAGUGUUUGGGUACUUGCGGGUGUGCGCAGUCCGCGCUCUCUGACAAGUGUACGCCGUAAAUGGCGAAGCGGUGUUUACGUGUGCCGCACCGAUGUAGUAGACACGGUAGACAUUUCGCGAUGUGGCCGUGUUGUCAAGGCAAUGCAGGAGAACCGCGCUGUGUUUAUCUUCACCCGAGCAACGCGGACUAAAUUCCUAAUGAACAUUGUCACCGCGAUAAGCGCGUGAAAUUGUUCGACGGUGUGGUAUACCUUCGUGCGAUGACUGCCAGUCGUUCACCGUGUCCGUGUUCAUUGCCUAACAUGGUAUACACAAGGCCUUUAAUCGAAAAUCGCCUCGCCGUUGGACCAGCGGACAUUAUUCGGCGCCUACUCGUGUAGUGGUGCCGUGCAUUGGGUGGCGUAUCGUGUGCCUUCGGUCGUCAGCGUGAAAGUAGUCGCGGAUCUCCGAGACCUGUUGAUGAUCUAGAAGCUGUGUCCUUUUAACGGUGCUUAUAGGAACCACGGGGAAAAAACGGCAAUGAGUGUGCUCACGGAAAAUUGCGUUCUGUCGCGAACGCGAGCUCAGGAUCUGAAGAGCGUUCGGAAACUAAACUGCUGGGGGAGCGAGCUGGAGGAUGUCAGCAUCGUGCGAAAGAUGUCUCACGUCGAAGUCCUUUCAUUAAGCGUCAACAAUAUCAGCACACUGGCAGACUUCGCGCACUGUAAGAAUCUCCAGGAACUUUAUAUACGAAAGAAUAACAUUGGAGACUUGAACGAGGUUCUCUACUUAAAAGAUCUUCCUAAACUUAAAAAUCUUUGGCUGGCCGACAACCCAUGUGCGGAAAGUGACAACUACAGGAUGACGGUGUUGAGGCAUCUGCCAAAUUUGCAGAAACUGGACAAUCAGACUGUUCAGAGCCACGAGGUGGAGAGAGCCCAAGUGCAAGGGGCCGUGCUUAUUCUUCCAACCCUCGACACUACUGCUACCGAAGAGAAGGCGCCGCAGACAGCACCUAGCAGUAAUCACAACAACCGUCAACAGUCCAGUGGCAGCCAGCCAUCGGCCAGGUUCAGUCCACCGCAGGCGCGUCAGAAUGGCUCCGAGGAAGUACACCACAAGUACAGCAAUGUUCCACGGCCGAGGGAGCUUGAAGUGGAAGCGCCGGCCACAGAAGUCAAUGUGCCAAACAGGGCGACUGCCUUCCAGAGCCCUCCAGUAAUCAGCACACCAUGUAAAGAUCCCCCCAGGCUUGCCGAAGCCGCCUGCUCUCCUGUGCUCCCCAACAUGCCUCAGGACGGCCACGCCUCGUGCCAGGGCAUGUCGCCUGCCGAGCAGCAUGCAUUUCACGCACGGGUCCAGACACUGAUGGAUCACUCAGGCCGAAGGCUCCGCAAGAGUGCAGAAAUCACCUGCGAUCCAGUGGCACUUUUUGAAGGCGACGACCCUGCAGCUGCUAGACAGGCCAAUGCUCAGCUGGGCGACACUCGACGGUUUUCAUCUGUGGAAUACCUACACACGCACUCCUUGGAGUCUGAUGCACUGAUGUCCCCACCGCCGGUCGAUGGCAAUGUACGAGGUGGCGCUGCGAUGUAUGCCGAGGUGCACAGGUCACACAAGGCUGAGAAAGGCUCUCCGACUCGCCUGCUGCCCAAGGGGGGCAAAAACAGGAAUGCAAACAUACUUUCGGCCGUGCUGUGCCUCAUCAAAGAGCUCGACUAUGCCAGCCUGGAGGUUGUGGAGACGGCUAUUCACUGCAGGAUGGAAGAGAUGGAUGAGAUGAUUAAGCAUGCAGCUGUUCAAGAGAAAUGCGAAAGCGAUAAUCAUACAGACACUGAUGAAGGCCACUGUGGAUCCAGUAGCAUCUUAGAGGACUUCUUUACGACCGUGAGAAAUCUCCUAAUAGCUUUUCCAUAAAUUUUUUUUUGUUUGUUUUUGAGAAUACAAAAUGCAGUUUUCUGUAAGCCUGCUUAUCUCACCUCUCUAUGCAUUA